Messenger RNA from Phalaenopsis equestris, 812 nucleotides. RefSeq names its product probable membrane-associated kinase regulator 4. The annotation marks the transcript as partial. Lineage: Eukaryota; Viridiplantae; Streptophyta; Magnoliopsida; Asparagales; Orchidaceae. Gene Ontology annotation, cellular component: plasma membrane. The transcript has a single exon. Gene Ontology annotation, molecular function: kinase inhibitor activity. The record is from RefSeq and is a predicted model, not a curated record.
GGAAAGAUUCAUUCACUUCGCCUGCUGAUGACCUCUUUCACAAUGGAAAACUUCUCCCACUUCAGCUGACACACAUUCAAUAUCCCCAAAAUCCCUCCACCAUCUCAAAUUCCAAUUUUGAUGACUCCUUUCAUCUCAUUUCCACCACCAGCACUCCCUUCGAGUCCUGCAACAUCUCCCCUUCCACUUCGUGCUGCGUCAGCCAAGAGCUCAACCUUGAACACGGCUUCUUCCAUCAAUCCCAAACCAGCCAUUCAUGGUCGAAAAAGUUGAAACUGAUAAGUCAGUCUUUGUUAGGUCUUAAGCUCAGGCGAUCAAAGGCUUAUCUCAAGUCUCUGUUCACCAAACCAACCUGCUCUGAUGAUUCAUGCGCAGUCAUCAAAGCCAAUGAUUGCUCCAUUGCUCACAAGAAGCUGACAAGGAAAGCUCCAUUUGGACAUUUUCCCAGCAGGGCAAAUAGAGCCAUGAGAAUCUUUGAUGCUGAGAAGAUGAAAGGUGAGGGAGGAUGUGGGCAUAAGCGGUCAUUUUCCCAUGCUGUAACUGAACAGAAAUUGCAAAACACAUCCUCUUCUACUUCUUCUUCCUCAUCUUCAAGUUCUUCAUCCUUCUCAAGUUUUAAGUCGAACAGUCUCAGCAUUAGCAUUGUGAAUUCCGAGGUGGAGAAAUCGAUUCAUGGAGCCAUAGCUUAUUGCAAGAAAUCUCAGCAGAAUGGUUGUGGAAGAAAGAAUGUUGGUGAUGUUGACUUCUGGUUGUAUUCUGCUUCAGAAAUUGCUGAGGAGUGUGAGAAGCAAGAGAGUCCAGAAAUUGGCUGA